AUGCCGCUGUAUAAAGUUUGGAGCUCCACCAGGGAAGUUAAAAAGGCUGUAAUUGCUUGUUCUUUUACAGAAUUUGUUUUAAAAGGUAUGUGUCUUUAUGAUAUUUUAUAGAUAAAAACUAGUUGAACUUGCAAUGGCGAGCAUUUAAAAAAGAAACGGCAUUGCUGUUUUGAGCCGAUCAUUUGAAAUUUUAAUAUAUAAAAUAGCUUGUUAAAUUAUUGUUUUUGUAUGGUAUAUUUGUACAAGUGUAGAAUUUAAUAUUGUUUAUUGUCUUUAUUAUUUCCUCAUUUACAACAAUUACAAAAAACAAGCGAGUUUUUCAUGAGCUAUUUCAAAUUGUCAAGUCUUUGCCACUGACCUGAAUGCUAGAACUGGAUGGAGUAUUCUUUUAAAUUCAAUAUUAAAGUGUAGCCAUUUCGAAACGAGAGUAUUUUGAAAAGAAGAGGAUAUAAAUUAUAACAUAUAUCUAUUUAAUAAUACUAUUAUACUUUAAUGUUUUAAUAUUUUGAAAUAAUAGGGAUAUGCAUUUUAAUCACAUUUUUCAAUAUGCUAUAAUAUUUUUUUGUAUUUUCUAUAUUACUAUAUGUUUUCAAUAUGUUUUCAUAUAUUUGGAAAAAAUUAAAGCCUGCCAUUUGAAUAUACAAUAAAAUAGGCAAAGAAAAGCUUGGUUUUUCAAAAGAAGAGGAAGUGAACAUCUAUACAAACGAUGAUGGAACUGAAGUAGAAGAAGAUACGUUCUUAGAGUUUGGAUCGGCGACUAUAUUUAUUAUGACACGCAAAGAAGACCCUGCUGGUGACAAGGACAUUGAAUCUGCUAUCAUAAUGGAUGGUAUGUUAUUGUAUUGAUUAAAUAUUAUAUAUCAAAACAACUGGCGAUUUUCAUUAUGAAUGGUCAUACAACUUUAAAGCAACACAAAAAUAAUCCUACACUAGAAGACUGUUAUUACAAAAGUAUGUUAGUACUAGCGUACGUACAGUUAAUAUUUUGCGGAAAAAGUGGUACAAAAUAAUGUUUUACUAUUCUAUAGAUCAAUCCGGUCAAAAGGUCCUCAAAGCACCCAAACACCUAAGCGAAGAUAUUGUCAAAAAAAACUCCAUGAUUUUUGGAUUUAACAAAAAAAGUGCUAAACUGACUGCUUGGCAAGAAGCUGUCAAUAAUGCUGCAUUUCAGUUUGCCAAACACGAUCCAGACCUGCUAUAUAACAGGGCAGAGCUAAAAAUAAAAGCAGAAGCAGAGGCUCGUAAAACAUAUGUUUUCAAGAAACCAUCUGGAUCUCGUAGCAUUCACGUUCAACAAGAAAGCGGACCAAAGCCGAAAAGAUCAAAAACCUCUUCAGACGAGCGAAAAGAACAAGUUUCGUCCGUCUCUAUUCAGCUAGAACUAAUCAAAAAUCAAAUAUCCUCAAAGCAACAGUUGUGUAGCAAAGCCAGCGCAGUAAAGGACUUUGCUUUGUGCUCAAAAGUCCAAGGAGAAAUGAGAAAACUGUUCCAAGAAAAAGCUAAUCAUGAAAAGAUGCUUAAAAUGCUGCAGACCAAGGAAAGGAAGAGCACUUGGUAUCAAAAAAAGAAAUACACUACCACCUGCCGAAAGUAG
Paramuricea clavata is the source of this 1594-nucleotide messenger RNA. The record is from the annotation of a GenBank genome assembly. NCBI's taxonomy places the organism in Eukaryota, Metazoa, Cnidaria, Anthozoa, Malacalcyonacea, Plexauridae.